This is a messenger RNA of Pygocentrus nattereri (red-bellied piranha), 5378 nucleotides long. It is a transcript of the gene heg1, whose product is annotated as heart development protein with EGF-like domains 1. Gene Ontology annotation, biological process: heart development. The record is from RefSeq and is a predicted model, not a curated record. Gene Ontology annotation, molecular function: calcium ion binding. The transcript is spliced from 13 exons. The coding region runs from base 162 to 3134 and encodes 990 amino acids. NCBI's taxonomy places the organism in Eukaryota, Metazoa, Chordata, Actinopteri, Characiformes, Serrasalmidae.
UGGAGGGAGCCGUGGAAUAAAAAACCCGCUCAGUCUGAGAAAAAUGAAGCUUUAGCAGCCUCCGGGGAGAUUCACGAAUGGGAGUUUUGUUGGGGGACCGAUGGUGACCCGGACGACUUUGCCGUAUUAUAUAUAUCUCGAAGUUCGCGGUGGUUUUCAUCAUGGAAGCGUGUGCAGUGAGGCGCCCAGCCCGUGUGCUCUCGGUGCUCAUCCUGUCUCUCUUACAAGUAACGAUUGCUGGAAGUUUCGCGCCGAGCACAGACAGCUCGAUCACAGAAGGAACUUACUUCACUUACUCGGGCACGACCGACUCCGAAGAAACAACUGGUUUACUGAGGAGGCUGACGUCUUCUACAGUGGACUUCACUUCUGCCGGGUUUGAACACUUCUCCACAGCUAAGCUCUCGGAAACCCACCCUGGCUUUGCAGAGAGGGAAGCCAGAACUGCCACUGAUCAGAACACUUUCUCUACGGACAUGGAGAGAUGGACAUUGCAUAGCGGUCCAGAAGUGUCAACUGAGCUGCUGAGCUCCAGCACUGCCACAGUCACUGAGUGGGGAGCUCCACCCACAGUAGCAAACACAUCUGAUGCUUAUCUAGAUUUGGCAAUGAAAGAGCAACCUGCAACUGAGGCUAGGACUGUGAGAGACCUCACUGUGACAGUGCUUACGGACAAAGACAUCACAGAUACGGACACUACAGAGUCCAUUUCACAUACUGACAGCACCUACAUAUCCACCACCGUCAGCCGUGCCGGAGAGCGCACUCUGCUGUCUGUCACAUCCAACAGCACUACUCCGUACACGGACGAGUCCAUCUCCUCUGAGGCGGCUCCACAAACGCAUACCUCAGAGGUAAAGACAGAGACCACUCAAGGUGGGGACUACACGGAGGGUGCCUUGUCUACAGAGGCUGACCAUACCAGGGCAACAUCCGAGGAUCAGCAGACAAUGAACGCUACCCAAGUGACUGACCCUGAGCCUGAGGUUCCGCAUAUCUCCCAGGGCACCCAGUCUCAGACAGCACAGCCUAACGUCACAGGGCCAGGUUUUGAAAUGACUUCUGGCGACAGCAGCCACAACUCCACUCAGCCUGCCACAGUGGUCAACAGCUCUGAGACUGAGACAGACACUAUAGCUGAUUCAUCCACAAGUAGGACAUCAUACACAGACCGAAGUGCUUCUGCGCCAUCUGUCACACCUUUCGUGUCCACAGAAGACAGCCGGACAAAUAUGUCCCACAGGGACAUUGAAACUAUGACCACUGAGACUCCUGCAAGGUCCAUGAGCACUGUGGUAGACAAAAAGUCAGAUGGUCCUCAGACUCACAAGGAUGAAACCACUGUUGUUGGUCUGACCACUGCAUUCCCCUCACUGACCACUGUGGAUGACUCCCUCCCAGGCAGGCAAACCUUUGUCUACCAAACCCACCAUACACCAGAGGCCACAGAAGUGUUGACCACAGCUACGGGACCGGUGACCCAGAGGCCACAGCAUACAGAGGAGGACACGCAUGUAACUAGCACUCUUGCUAGCACUGUCCCUACCACUGUUGUUACAACCCUGCUAGCUAGCACCAACGCUGCAACUCCAUUAACAACACGUCAGCUCCAGCCCAGCACCACUGCUAAACCACACACACCCCACGUGACACUUUCUCCCAUGGAGACAACUCAGGUGCUGACAGCCACCACCACAGAGCAGCACCAGCCGACCUCCCGAACAGUCACGCCAUCUCUGACUUCCAGCUCAUCCCAACCCGAAGAUGUUUCUACUGAUGUGAGCACACUGCACCUAGAGACCAGCACUGCUACACCGGGAAAUACCACUGCACAUGGCAGGCACACCACUGCCUCCUACAGUACAAGUGCCCCUACCAGGAGCACUGCUGUAGUGACCACAGGAAAGCACACUGAAAGAGGCUCCACGCAGAAGGAAGCCACAACCACGCAGAUUCCCGUGAAGUCCACUACAACUCCUGAUCACAUAUGUAUGCUUAAGACAUGUGCGAAUGGAGGCAAAUGUGUGCAAGGCCACAAGUGUGAGUGUCUGCCAGCCUGGACAGGAGCCAAUUGCACUGAGGAUGUGGACGAGUGUGUGAGUAAUCCGUGCCCAAAAGACUCAAAGUGUGUGAACACCAGGGGUUCAUUCACCUGUAAGUGUGCCCUUGGCUACGACCUGGAGGAUGGCCGCAGCUGCACACAAGCAAAGACGUUCCUUGGGACAUUCAGCGUGAACAGCUCUUUGAACAUCAGAAGCGCUGGUCUGCAUGAGCUACACAAGGAGAUCUUACAGCUGUUGGACGCCGCCCUCUCCGUUCUGCAUGGUUAUAGACGUUCUACUCUAGAUGAUACAGGGGGAUGGAAUAUCUCUGCUAGGAACAUGUUCUCCUUGUCCUCUAAUGUGACCAGCUCUGAGGUCUACAGCAGAAUCCAGACAUUUCUGAGAAACUGCAACAAACCACGAUCACGCUGCACCCUCAAGCUUCAUCACCAACUCGCUUAUCAAGGGGAGAGUCUGUGCCUGCCCAAAUACAAUAAGUGUGACACUCAGUCUUCUGUAUGCAAUGAUACGAACGGGACUCUAUUCUGCCAGUGUCUUCAAGGCUUUUUCAAAAAGAACCCAGAGGAUACCACCUGCAGAGACUGUGGUGAUGGUUUUGCGCUGGUUAAUGAAACUUGUGUGGAAUGUACAUUUGGAUUUGGUGGUUUCAACUGCAAUAAUUUUUAUGGGCUGAUAGCGAAGGUGGUGUCUCCUGCUGCUGGAGGCUUGCUGCUCAUCAUUAUCAUCGCUCUCAUAGUCGCAUGCUGCAGAAAGGACAAGAAUGACAUCAACAAAAUCAUCUUUAAAAGUGGGGACCUUCAGAUGUCUCCAUAUGCAGAGUUUCCCAAAAGCAGCCGUGUGUCUAUGGAGUGGGGCAGAGAAACCAUUGAGAUGCAAGAAAAUGGCAGCACUAAGAAUCUCCUACAGAUGACAGAUAUCUAUUAUUCACCAGCUCUGCGAAAUGCAGAUCUGGAGAGGAAUGGGCUUUACCCAUUCUCUGGCCUCCCUGGUUCACGCCACUCCUGCAUCUAUCCAGCACAGUGGAACCCAUCAUUCAUCAGUGAUGACUCACGACGGAGGGACUAUUUCUGACCCCAGCACACUCAGAAAAACUGCCUCAGACUGGGGCAUGAGGCCUCUUGUGGGGUAUGCUAUAAUGGCUGCAUAGCAAGAUGUUGUGAUGCUGACCAUAGAGCUGGACAACGCUGAUCACUAAAAGGCCUUUGAAUGUGAAAAUGAGCUGGCAUGAAAAUCAUCUGGCAGGAAAGGACAAUUAUCUGAGUCGGAUUGGAGGAAAGCCAUAGAGUUCUGAUCAGGUCCGUUUGGCAUUCGCCUGUAGCACGCUUCAGUGAAACUUCAGGUUGUGGUUGUGUUCACUAGUCGAACUUUUGAGAUUUCAGACGUGUCUAUUUUUUUCAUCUAAAUGGAUUUUCUAUUCACUCCUUAGAACUGUGAAACACGUGUGGGGGAAUUAUAAUAUAAAUGCAAAUAUUAGCAAAUAUUUUGCACUGUAGAGUCUUCACACAGAUGUUUGUCAAAAGGAAUAAGCCAUAAAUGUAACAUAUUUAUACGUGUGGAUUGAUGCACAUACUAGAUUGUUUAAAAGAGUGUUCGUGUAUGUGUAUAUAUAUAUAUAUAUAUAUGUAUGUGUGUGUGUGUGUGUGUGUGUGUGUGUGUGUGUGUGUGUGUGUGUGUGUGUGUGCGCGUAUGCAUGUGUGCAUCAAAAUGUUGAUGUUGUACAAGUUCUUUGUAAGUUCUGUGGACAUGAGAGGUGAACAGUAUUUGUAGAAACUAUGUAAGCUGUAAAGCUUUUUUAAAUUGAAUAUUGCUGUAGACCAUGAUAUCAGCAUAUGUAGCAGGACAAAGCCAGUCAUUAUGUUACUAUUUACUUAAAGGUGUGUUCAUCAAUUUUGGCAGAAAUUAGCUGAAGCUUGAAUGCUCUCCAAAUCUGUUUCCCCAAAACAUAUGAACCCAUGCUUCCUAGGUCUUAAGACCGUCAAAAAUCGUCUGUCACAUAUAAAAUGACACAGGCACAACUAAGUAAGAGAGCUAGCUGCCUGAUAUUACCCUUCCUUUAGGGCCUGCUAUUUGAGAAAAUUACCUUUCUAGCAGAUAUAGAGCAAAGAUGGCAUCACUGUUAACUAGGGGUAUGCAAUGGUAUUGGAAUCAUAUUGUUAUUGGCACAUAGUCGCUUGAAAGAUCAUCCGCAUCGGACAGAUGUUCAUGAGCUGGAGGUAAGGGAACCAGCCUUGUGACCGGAAGGUUGCUGGUUCCAUCCCCUCAGCCGACAGUAUGACUGAAGUGCCCUUGAGCAAGGCAUCUAACCCCCAGUUGCUCUCCAGGCGCUGUGGAUAGGGCUGCCCACUGCUCUGGGCAAGUGUGCUUACUGCCCCCUAGUGUACGAGUUCACUUGUGUGCAUGUAUGUGGGUGUUUCACUCCACGGAUGGGUUUCUGAAUUCUAAUUGGAGAUAUGAUCAGUAUUUGCUGUUGCACAUCACGCUAGACUGUGGUGCCAAAAUACCUGCAUUGUAUUUAUUUUACUAUUUACUCUGUAAUGCUGAUUUAUGUAGUUGAAGGCCCAGUUUCUUAAUAUUUGUGUAUCAGCAAUGGCACAUAUUUCUAUGAAAAAUAUCGGAUAUUGGCACCCACCCACAAUUCCCAUAUUGGUGAAUCCUUACAAUUGACUUUUAAGCUAGUGAUCAUAUUUAGGUGAACUAAGCAUCACACUGAGCUACAGCUCCCCACUGUGUGCUGGGUGAACGCUUAACCUGAUUCCCACGCCGAUAUGUCCUGUUUACAGAACCGGGGGGGAAGCUACAGAGACUGGAUUUUCCUCUGAGCAUAUGUUUUAUUGAUGAAGGUAAUAUUUGGAGAAAUUUCAUCACAAAAACGUUCUGGGCAAAAAUUGAUGAUUCCACCUUUAAGGACCUUCAAUGAACAGAAAUGCACUUGGUGCUACUUCUUUACAUAAUGCAGUAAAGAGCACUGCAGUAGUGAUAAGUAAGGAACAGUUUUGCCUGUGUUAUGUAAUUUAUUCAACUAACUUAAUGUCAUUUUCAAACACAUGCAGUUCAAUCUGUGUAGUUACCAUCAUCACUGUGUGUGUGAGAGAGAGAGACAAAGAGGGAGAACAAACAAUAUGGCCUAAUUUUGUGCUACUUGUUAUCUCCUGCAUGUGUGGUUAGAUGUACUAUAUUUCUGUCAGCGACUUACUGCCCUUUUAAUAUCAGAGGUAUCCUUUUACACACACCAGCAAUUUUUCUUCUCCUGUGGAUGGUCGCUUAAAUCUGGCGUUGUAGUCAGACUUAUUUAAAUAAAGAAACAGUGAUUUUGAA